This is a messenger RNA of Rotaria sp. Silwood2, 210 nucleotides long. The record is from the annotation of a GenBank genome assembly. NCBI's taxonomy places the organism in Eukaryota, Metazoa, Rotifera, Eurotatoria, Philodinida, Philodinidae.
AUGCAAAGCUUCUCGUCAACUUGGAUGCCAAACAAAGGUCAGAGUACGAAAAUCAUCAAUACUGAUGAGAUUGCUCGAAAAUUAGAAGCGGCUUAUGAUAUCAAAUCAGGCUCGAUCUAUAUCAGUGCUAUUGUGAUCACUAAUGGUGAAACAAUUACCGAUGAUCAUCGUCGUCGCCGUCAAUUUUCAAGUGAAAAAGGUGAAAUGUAG